Rattus norvegicus (Norway rat) is the source of this 1533-nucleotide messenger RNA. It is a transcript of the gene Zscan4f, whose product is annotated as zinc finger and SCAN domain containing 4F. Gene Ontology annotation, cellular component: nucleus. NCBI's taxonomy places the organism in Eukaryota, Metazoa, Chordata, Mammalia, Rodentia, Muridae. The record is from RefSeq and is a predicted model, not a curated record.
AUGGCUUCAGAGAUUAAAGAAUCCUUAAAGCACAAGACAGCAGCAAAAUACCUUCAGAAAGACAAUUUAGAGUUCAUUCCAACUCAUGCUUCUCCUGUACAAUGGGGAGAAAUCUUUUCUGACUCAUCAAGUGCCCAGCUCAACUUUUCCCCAAGCAAAAAUGGCUUCUCAGCAAAGCAGGAGCUGCAAAAACUCUGGCAGAUGUUUAACUCAUGGUUGCAGCCAGAAAAACAGAGCAAGGAGCAGAUGAUUUCUCAACUGGUCUUGGAGCAGUUUCUCCUCACUGGACACUGUAAAGACAAUUUUGUCUUGAAAGAGAUUUGGGAAGCAAGUGGAAGAAACAUGGGGAGAUUCAUGGAGGGGCUGACUGAUGAGUGCUUGAAGCCUCCUGCCAUGGUCUAUGUAUCCAUGCAAGGACAGGAAGCCCUAUUUUCUGAAAACAUGCCAUUAAAAGAAGUCAUCAAGCUUUUGGAACAACAGAAAUCAGCAACAGGGCUAACACCAGAGAGCACCCAGAUGCCGGCACACUUCACAGAAGAUAUAUUAUUGGCCACAGGACAAGAAAACAGUGAAAAUAAACACACUUCUGGGAAUUCUACUGAAGUAAACAUUGGUGAUAGCAGUACUAGACAUGAGAUGAACUCCCUUCUUAUUAUACAGAAAGAGCCGCCGCGUCCUGAGCAGGAAGAGAGACUCGAUUCUUUUCAAUUCGCUCAGGGUGCCAGAGCAAGUCAAGGCAACUCCAGUCAUCAUGUAGAGUUUCUGAGUCCUCACACUUGCAGAGAUAUCCCCAUGGAGGCACAACCGGUGAUUUUCUACAGGACAAACAUCUCUGAGGACAGGGAAGAGUGCUGUACCACUUCCAAGAAUGCUACUCAAGAAAAUAGUGGUGAUAAUAUUCCUAUGAGGAAGAUGGAUUCCAUCUUCAUUAACCAGAGAAUGUAUCAUCCUGAGCCUAAAAUGGGAGAUGUUUCUUAUGGGGUUUCUCAGGAUUUUACAAGAAGAAGUCCUGGAACAUCCACAAGCCAACAAGAGUCACUGGGGCUAACUUUUUCUGAGGAUGACCCUAGAGACAUUCCAGGAGUCCACUCCAGGCCAGAGAAGCUUACAUCUGAGGCUGUACUUCUUUAUCAGUAUCAGGAGGCAAACUCGACAAGUAAAAUUCAUCAAAAGAGAUUACAUGUAGGUUCUAAACAGUACAAUUGUGAAGAAUGUCCUAGGACUUUCAAAUAUGCCAGUCAUCUUUCACUCCACCAGAGAACUCACCAAAAUAAGAAGGCAUUUGUCUGUCCCACCUGUCAGAAAACAUUCAAAAGAGCCUCUGACCUCCGAUGUCAUGAGGUCAUACACAAUCCAGAGAAGCCUUUCAAAUGUAGCACAUGCGAAAAGUCCUUCAGCCACAAGACCAACCUGAAGGCUCAUGAGAGGAUUCACACAGGAGAAAAGCCUUAUGUCUGUUCCCUGUGUAGCCAUAGAUUCUGCCAAUCAUCUACAUAUAACCGUCACCUGAGGAAUGUGCACAAGUCUGACUGA